AAGGCCGCGGGCGGCAGCGGCGGGAUCGUGAACCGGCACCAUGAGCGGCGGCGAGCCCGGGGCGCGGGCAGCGGCCGAGCGCCAGGAAUUCGCCGCCUUCUUCCCGCAGAUCGUCCGCGACCUGACGGAGGACGGGCUGGGGCACCCGGAGGUGGGAGACUCCGUGGCGCGGCUGAAGCAGGUGCUGGAGUACAACGCGCCGGGCGGGAAAUGCAACCGGGGGAUGACGGUGGUGGCCGCGUUCCGGCGGCUGGCGACCCCCGCGCAGCAGGACCCGGAGAGCCUCCGCUGCGCCCUGGCCGUGGGCUGGUGCAUCGAGCUGUUCCAAGCCUUUUUCCUGGUGGCUGACGACAUCAUGGACUCGUCCCAGACGCGCCGGGGGCAGCUCUGCUGGUACAAGAAGGAGGGGAUCGGGCUGGACGCCAUCAAUGAUGCUUUUCUCCUGGAGUCGUCGGUGUACCGGCUGCUGAAGAGGUACUGUGGGCAGCAGCCCUACUACCUGCACCUGCUGGAGCUGUUCCUGCAGACAGGCUACCAGACGGAGCUGGGGCAGACACUGGACCUGAUCACUGCUCCCAUUUCCCAGGUGGAUCUGAGCCGGUUCAGCGAGCAGCGGUACAAGGCGAUUGUGAAGUACAAGACGGCGUUUUACUCCUUCUACCUGCCCGUGGCCGCGGCCAUGUACAUGGCGGGUAUUAACGGGAAGGAGGAGCACGAGAGUGCCAAAGUCAUCCUGCUGGAGAUGGGAGAGUUCUUUCAGAUCCAGGACGAUUACCUGGACUGCUACGGGGACCCAGCCCUGACAGGGAAGGUUGGCACCGACAUCCAGGACAACAAGUGCAGCUGGCUGGUGGUGGAGUGUCUGCGCAGGGUCACGCCAGAGCAGAGGCGGAUCCUGGAGGAGAACUACGGCUGUAAGGAGCCCGAGAAGGUGGCGAAGGUGAAGGAGCUUUACGAUGCUCUGGGCAUGGAGGCGGCUUUCCGGGAGUACGAGGAGAGCAGCUACCGGCGGCUGCAGGAGCUGAUUGGGAAGCACGCUCAGAGCCUGCCCCGGGAGAUCUUCCUGGACCUCGCACAGAAGAUCUACAAGCGGCAGAAGUGAUGGAGGGGCCUGCCAGGGGGCUGGGCUCGGUCACUUACGGCCUGGAGCUGCUCCGUGCCCGGGGAGGGGCCGGGGACGGCUGUGGAAGGUGCUGGGAUGGCCGGGGGGGGUUCAGCGCUCUCCCCCCGGCCCUGUGUCAAUAAAUAUAAGUUAUUGUA
This is a messenger RNA of Hirundo rustica (Barn swallow), 1260 nucleotides long. RefSeq names its product farnesyl diphosphate synthase (gene FDPS). Gene Ontology annotation, cellular component: cytoplasm. The transcript is spliced from 9 exons. Gene Ontology annotation, biological process: trans, trans-farnesyl diphosphate biosynthetic process. The record is from RefSeq and is a predicted model, not a curated record. Bases 41 to 1102 code for a protein of 353 amino acids. NCBI's taxonomy places the organism in Eukaryota, Metazoa, Chordata, Aves, Passeriformes, Hirundinidae. Gene Ontology annotation, molecular function: (2E,6E)-farnesyl diphosphate synthase activity; dimethylallyltranstransferase activity.